Caenorhabditis elegans is the source of this 1168-nucleotide messenger RNA. It is a transcript of the gene F32H2.11, whose product is annotated as Nucleotide-diphospho-sugar transferase domain-containing protein. The transcript is spliced from 7 exons. The record is from RefSeq and is marked reviewed. The coding region runs from base 21 to 1115 and encodes 364 amino acids. NCBI's taxonomy places the organism in Eukaryota, Metazoa, Nematoda, Chromadorea, Rhabditida, Rhabditidae.
GAUUCUUUUUCCUCCUUCAAAUGGCCAGGGUUCACUAUAAAAUACGCCAUUGCUGUCUAUUUUUCUUGUUACUUUUUUCAAUUUGUUUGUUCACAAGGCUUAUUUUUGACGAUAUUCAAUAUGUACCAAUAUCCGAACGAUUUCCUAUAUCCCGUGCAACUUCUUAUCGACAUUUGAACAUUAGCGUCGUAAUUAUUGUAGGAAAUAUAACAUCUACAAGUGAUUAUAAAACAGCAUUGAAUUCAAUUCGAUGCUAUUGUAAAAUGCAUGAUUAUCCAUUUUUCUUGAUUCAAGAUACCGAUUAUCACAAUGUUUGCAAUCAAAAAGAUUUCAUGUUCCGUCGUCACUGUAUUGUUGCCCAUCUAUUAGAAAAAAGCCAAUGGUUAUUAUUUUUGGAUGCAGAUAUAGCUGUAGUUAAUCCUGAUGUAUUAAUUGAGGAAUACAUCAAUCCUCACUACGACCUAACUUUUUAUGAUCGUUUUAUAAAUUGGGAAGUUGCUGCAGGAUCAUAUAUUGUUCGGAAUACUCACUGGGCAAAAACAUUUCUUUUGCAGUUUGCUGACUUUGAGUCAGAAUUACCCAAUAGUUUUCAUGGCACUGAUAAUGGAGCACUUCAUAUUUUUCUUCAACAGAGCUUCUAUCCUCAGUUGUCAGAAGAAUCUAAAGUUUGUCGGAAAAUAUGGGAACAAGCACAGAAUUUCAAGGACUUGUUCACAUUUGAAGCAUGUAUUCGUACUGUGAUGGGCGAUGUACACGAGUUUGAUCGAGCUCGAAUACUCAAAAAAGGAACCGGAUGGGUUAGAGAUAUAUGGCUAACUGAUUCAAAAUGGAGCCCGGAAAGAGAUUUUAUGCUUCAUGGGCUUAAGGACUCUAAUGAAGUUGUUCUUCAACAAGGGUUCUUGAUUAAUACAAUAUACGGCGUCUUCAACUGGCGAUCUCCAUUCGCAUCAAACCUAAAUUUGAAAAGGUGUGAAUACUCAAGUUAUUCUCAAUGGAAAAUGAAAGAACAUCUGAUGGUAUCAAGUAGAGAAAUUGAGGAUUACUUGAGUCGAAGAUUUGAUGAAGUUGAGCGAAGAAGAUGGGAAAGUUUAGCAUACGUUGCCACUUAUAUUUGAUCUCAAAUUUAGUUUUUUAAAAGAUUUUUUAUAGAAUAAAUAUUUCAAUGUAA